Molecule: messenger RNA, 9743 nt
Organism: Priapulus caudatus
Lineage: Eukaryota; Metazoa; Priapulida; Priapulimorpha; Priapulimorphida; Priapulidae
Product: probable E3 ubiquitin-protein ligase HECTD4
Molecular function (GO): ubiquitin-protein transferase activity
Source: RefSeq, a predicted model, not a curated record
AUGUCUGACACCUACUGUUUUCUUCUAGCUUUUGUGAUUUCUAGGUUACCAGAUGACCUCGUGCAGCUACUGCUGAAGAUCGUCAUGAAGGAAUCGUCGAGCUUACUGCGCGAGUGCACGACGCCGGACCACGUCGAAUUCGACAGAAUCCUUGCCUCCGUUCCCAUGACGUCGGUUUGUCUGCAGUACAUGAUGGCACUGCAGAGCCAUCUGUUGAGGAAUAUCGUGCUCUACACUGCUGCAGAGAGCGGGGGUGUAGCUGUGCAACCUAAGCCCAGCAGUCCUUCUCUGCAGAACAUGCAAGCACACAUCAUACAGUAUGCGAAGAAGGUCUUCUCAGGAACAGAGGAGGUGCUGGAGACGCUGCAUGAAGUCUGCAACGCGCUCAUCAACAGUGGCGCCGCCGACCUUGAGUGGCGUCUGCAGGGACUUGAGCGCAUUGCCAAGGCGACAGCGCUCGGUCACCUGCUGCCGGUGCUGAUCAGUUCGCUGACGCACUACAACGCGUGCUGCCUUGGCAUGGCUGACAAACUGAUGCCUCAGCUAGUGCAGCUCAUCAUCCUUACUAGUCAGGCAGCGUUACUGUUAAAGAGUCAGGUACAAGCCAUGCGAGACACUGAAGCUUUUGUCUCAUCUACGGACAUGUUGCAGAUUAUGGAAGGUUCACUGAGUCUUCAGAACUAUGAGGUCGGCGAGAAGGAAGAGUGUGGAUUUCUCGCCGGGUUGAAGAUCCCUGCACCGUGGGCGACGGGUAAGAGUGUGGAGAGCUCGCACCCACUGCGCGACAAUUACAAGUUCAAGGAGACGGUGCACAUCCCCGGCGCGCGCUGCCUCUUCCUACGAUUCGACAUACGAUGCUCCUCGCAGUACGACUACGACAAGCUCAUUCUCUACGCGGGUCCGGGACUUAACUCACGUAAGGUGGCAGAGUACGGAGGCAACACGCUGGGUUUCGGCAGCCGAAGCGUGCUAGGCUCUGGCUGGCCCAAAGAUCUAGUCAAAGUAGAGGGCGAUACCGUCACUUUUUCGUUUGAGAUGAGGAGUGGCCGCGAGCAUAAUACGCCCGACAAGGCAAUGUGGGGCUUUCUAGUCACUGUCCGUGCUCAGUCUAUCUUUGAAACUAAACCGAUUAAAAUUAAAGAUGGCCCGCCAAGUCUCACGACGAGGACGCAUGCCAGGCAGCUGCUCAAAUCACGCCUGCUGCAACGGUGUCUCUGGCAGCGAGAGCACGGCAACCUCAUCGCGCCAAUGGAACUCGUCGGCAGCAGCCUCAGUGCCACCAUACGAGAAGAAUCGGAACUAAGCGCCAAUGCCGCAGUGCUCCCGAGGAUCAAGCUUCCCAGCGAGGUCAUGCAGAGGUUACGGCAACUCUCCGGCUUUGCUGCUCCCCAGUUCCGGCCGAGCAUACGCGAGGUCAUAGAGCCGGAAAAGAUCGAGGAGAGCAUAGUGUCGGCCGUCGUCAAGCAUCUCGGUCUCGCUGACACGGUGCGCCACCUGGUGGCGAUUCAGCAGCACGACAGCGAGGAGUAUUGUCUUCUCUGCGUCGUUCUCAUCGACACUUACCGCAAGAUGGACUCGCUGCUGCGGCAGUUACAGACGAUUGCCGAGCUGGAGCAGCGGUGGCAGAACGAGGUUAACGACAUCCGACAGGGCAUGAUGCCGGCUAGCAUGUCCUUCUUCGCCGGCUACCAUCUCACCGAGAACAAAAGUAAAGAGUUGGCUCUGCUCUGCUAUCUAAAGGAAGUCGAAUGGGAUCCAAUAACUCAGGAGAAUUGUGUCACGAAUCUAAGAGGGCUGCUGGAGAUAGAAGCUUCAUCACCAUCUAGAGAGCCACCCGUGACAAUGCAGAAAACACGGAAGCUGGUUGCUAGCGUCCUAGAGAGAACCGAACUCCUGCUGCACGUAACCAUAGCGACGGAUGCCAGACAACAAGAGAGCAUGGCGCAGAGUCUCACGCAAAUACCCGAUGCCACAUCACGAAUCAGCCCAGAGCGACCACCGCCAACCUACGGCAGGAGCGUCUCGUUCAAUGGCACACAGAGUCUAGAUGACAGCACUAUUGACAUCCAUACUCUGAGACGGAAGCGGCAGAGGAAGGGACCGGUUGCUGUUCUGCAGGACCUGGCGGGCAGCGAGGAGGGGGAGAAGGAUCAGCCUGCUCACGCCCUCCUCCUCGACCAGCUCUUCUCUUUCGUAGGAAGCAAUCCCGAGCGAGCUGUGGCGUGCCAGAGCUUCCUGUCGGCUGCUCAGGUGAGGUGGCGCCGCGGUCACACACGCAAACAAGCGCUGGUGCACAUGAAGGAGCUGCUAACGGCAGCCUGCAGAGUAGGGGGCGCCACUCAUCUAGUUGCUGCGGUGACGUCCGUCCUGCAGCAUGGGCCCAGGAUAGAGGAGCUGACGUGCGGUGGCAUGGUGGAGGAGGUUCGGGAGGCGUUCGCGGAGACGAUGGCUUCCGUCGUGCAGCUGUGUGCGAGGUACCCCCUCGCCUGCUGCAACAGCAUCGGCCUCCUCUGCAUCAUCCCCUACACGCGGAACGAGGAGAAGUGUCUUGUGCGCAGCGGUCUUGUUGGACUCCUCGACAAGCUAUGCAACAUGAGCGCAGGCAAGACGGAGGCGCCCUCCGCCAGCGUGCAGAGUCCUCACCACCUGGUGGCACUGAUGGCCUGGGCGGGCUUCCAGGUGCUAAGCAGCAGAUGCGUCACGUGGGAGAAGGACGAGGGUUUGUUUGAGGAGGAGUUGGAACACUCCGGCUUGGCCUGGCAGGUGUCAGCACUGCUGUCAAAUCACCUGACGCGUGCAACCGAAAACAGCGGCAAUGAAGCGGCGGGCAAUGAGGCCCUACAGGAGGUUCUGAACCUGCUCAACAACCUGUCCAGGAGCAACAUGGGAAAGGCGAUACUGAGUCAGCCGGCAUGCGUGUCGAAGCUGCUAUCGCUGUUACUUGACCAGCGUCCAUCGCCCAACCUCAUUCUCAUCAUCCUACAGCUGUGCCGGGUCGCUCUGCCUCUCAUGAUGGCAACCGACUGCGCAAAGGUGGAGCUACCGUCUUGGAGUCGGAAUGUCACAGCAUACGCAUCGGACGUUGACCUUUCUGAUCCGCCAGCAAAGAUCGCUAGUCUCCUACUAGCUAAACUGGGUGACUUUGUAGUUCCAGGAUCGCGGCUGACGACGAGUCAGCACUCGGCGGAUGCUCUCAUGCAGGAGGCUGCGGGUCGGCAGAAGAUGGAGAAGGAAGCUGACGCUCAUGACGGCAGGCUAUCGGUGUUCCUGCACAAGAGAGAGGACCAGUCGUCGCACGAGGUGCUUCAACCUCUACUCAGCGGCUCAGACAGCCCGUUCCGGCUCACGAGCGGCGCGAACAUGGAGAAGAUCGUGCGCAUGGACCGCGACAUGACCAAGCAUGGCAAGACGGAGAUCUUCACCGAGGACGCGGUGUCGGCGCUGCGACGCGCUGCCAAGAUGGCGCAGGCGGGCAUGAUCGUCAGCACCGGCCCGCUCGUCGAGGCGGCGGCGACGACGGGGGGCGGCGGCGGCGGCGGUGGCGGCGGGCCGGAGGGAGGCGAUCGUAAGAAGAUGGCCGUCGAGGCGGUGUGCAAGGACAAGAACAGUGAGCUGGCAAGGAUGGACCCCGUACGGCCGUUCAUCAGUGGUCACGUGGCAAACAGCAUGGCGACGGAGGUGAUCGCGCUGCUACACAGCCUGCUGACGGCCCCGGAGACCAGCGCAGCGCAGAUAUGGACAUCUGCCGUGAAACGCGUGUUAUCAAACGCGCUGUCGUGCGUGCCGCUGCUCGUGCAGCAGUGUGAGCACAUGAGCAGCAAGGCGUGCAAUGUACCGAUGCUGCUAGCGAUGGCGCGCCAGGCAGCCGGCGCCCUCUGCGCUCUCGGGGGAUUCCACGAGACCAUCAAGCCGGGAUCGAAAGUCCAGGUGAUUGGCGAUGGCAUUCACCUGUCUACGGGUAGUGUGCUGCGCGUCGCUGAGGCGCAGGGUAUGGCGACAGUCUUGCUUGAUAUUCCACCCGACUACUCCUACCCACGAGCCAGCGAUACGAUUGAGCUGCCGAUCGCUAGACUGGUACCGCCAUACAACGAGAUGCUGCCGCUCGGUAAGCUGUCGAUCACGCGGAAGGUCAUCGACGCGUUGCUUGCGCUACUGGUGGGACGCGACGGACGCUCACCGCUGCUGACUCCGCUGCCCAUGCACGGCGACGGAACCAGCAUGGUGCUAGCCACCGCACGUGUCAUCGCUGAGAUCAGGACGAGGGCAUGCAUGGUUCUGGCAGCUUAUUUGAAGGAUGUGUUCUUUGCGAGUGCGUUUAUCCAGCACUCGGUCAUGGCUGUUGAUGUCAUCAAGGCUCUAUCUACUGAGUGUAACAUUGGUGAGUCUAGCUUGCCAUGUGUGAAGCCCUUUACGUGGGACACGGCGCGCAUCUUCCCACCCGUGCGCGCCUGCCUCUUCUCGCACAGCCUCACGGGAGUGACGUUUCUCGGGGAGCCGGGGACAGCGAGUGGCCUGCCGCGGGGCACCUUGGUCUACGCCAACCAGCCGAUUCCCCCCCAGGCGACGUCUUUCUACUUUGAGAUCGAAAUCUGCUCAUUCGGCGAGCUUCAGGAUGACAGCGGACCAAUCAUAUCGUUCGGUUUCGCUCCGCCCGCAGAACGGAAGGAUGGCUCGUGGACGAACCCUGUUGGCACUGUGAUGUUUCACAACAAUGGCCGCGCGGUCCACUACAACGGCUCGAGCCUGCUGCAGUGGAAGAGUGUGAGACUGGACGUGGCGCUGACCGCCGGAGACGUGGCCGGAAUCUUCUGGCAGCAGGAGGGAGAGGAGCCGCCUCCUGGGCAACCAGCAGAAUAUAACAGCGACCAGUGCCUUGUCUAUCGGCUGGAGAAGAGUUAUAGCAACCUGCUAACGACCGGGCCAGACCCGCACCCAGCUCUCUGCCUCGCUGACGACACUGAGGAGUCAGAGGUGCAGGAGGAACCCGAAGAGGAUUACUACGCGCUACUAGUGAAGGCCUGGGAGCAGAAGAUCUUCCCUGUCAUCCGCCGUCGAUUCCGCAACGAAGCUGAGAGAAAGGAUGGACUGGAGCAGAUUAAAGGAGCACUCCAGCUGGGAAUGGUGGACAUCGCACGGCAGACAGUCGAGUUCCUGUACGAGGAAAAUGGCGGCAUGCCUCGCGACCUUCACCUUCCCAACAUCGAUGACAUCAAGGAGGAAGCUGCCAAGGUCACGGUCGAUCGUGUUCACAAAGGUAUGGCGGUUGUUAUUCAGAAUCCCGGCUCUACGGUGCUGCCACCUUUUGCCGUGCGCGGCAUGCUAAGGAUGUUCGGACUCACGGGCGUCGUCCUUGACGUUGACACGCAACACGAGCUGGUGCAGGUGGAAGCGUACCUGCGCAGCGACGGUGUGCUCGUCCGCUAUUGGUUCCCGCUGCACAUGCUGGAGCGCCCCCAGCAGGGACAUCGGCGAACUACGGUCACCGGGUCACAGGUGCUUGACGUGUCGAACAUCAACAUACACAGGGAGCUGCUUGGCUGUGAAGCGGACCUCGCGCGGAUGUACUGCCGUAGCGCCCUCCUACAGCUGAUUGAACAAUGCAGCACCCCACAGCCGCCACAAGUCUGUGACAUCGUCGGCUUCGCGGCGACGAUGGCCGCCAGCACGUCGCUGCUACAGGAGCUCCAUGUUGAGAAUCUGCAGCUGCUGUCAAACGAACUGCUGAUCACUGCACAGCCCGCCGGCCCGCUCACAUGCUGCUCCCUGGUGGCGUCGCCAUCGCUGCGACAGACGCUCGCGCGACACUCGUGUUCGGCUAGCGAUGUGUUUUACGGUGAUCAGCGCCGCCUGAAGAGGGAGUUGGAGGCAGUGAUCGAGCGUGUGGCGGGACAGGGGGAGCAGUGCCUCAUCGAACUCACCAACAACAUCUGCGUGUGCCUGCAGAUUGCGCCGGAGGAUUUUCCGAGCGAGGAGAUGCCGGUGACGGAGGGGAAGCUGGCGACGGACGUGAGCAUCCUCGGCGCAUCCUUCCUCAUCGUCUCCUGCUUGCGCGACCCGAAGACUGCCACCAGCAACGAGUACGUGCCACCCGUCAGCGGAAAGGCACAUUUCAUGGUGCCUUUCAAUAAAGUGAUAAAGAUGGACAUGCUGUGGUUCCACCGCGCGCUCACCAUGUCACAGAUGCUGCGGCACCUCGCAUACGACGAUACGCAGGGGGAGGGCAUGACCGCAGAUGCGGUGACAGACGCCGCGCAGAUGAUCGCCACGGUAACGGCUCCCUGCCGGCUCCUCAUCGUCACGGGAAUCCCGAUCGCGCUGGAGCAGGAGUUUGUGAAGCAGGCGAUACGCAAGGCGAGCAGUGCCGCCGGCGGUCUGUUCCGCGACGAGGUCUGGGUGCUGAGCACGGACGAUCCCGGGCUGCCACGACGUGACGCCAUCAACGAGGCAGCGCGUCGUGCUGGAAGUCCGGGGGGUGCUCACAAACGCGGAAUCAAAGGCUGCGCCGUGCUGGAAGUUCGCUCCAAGUGCAAGGUGGAGUCCUGCAAGAGGGCGCUACUGGGCAGCCGCGAGUUUCUGGCGGGCAUCUCGGACGACAUGCUCGACGUCGCAGAGAUGGAGGUGCUCACCGUUGCCACGGUUACCGCUAACCUGCUGACAGAGCCCCCUGCUGGCGUGGUGCUGGAGGAGUAUCUCUACUAUAAGCUGAUGCUCGGGGAAGGCAGUUUGUCGGACCCGGCCAUGACAGCCCUCACGGAGAUUUUCCACAGCUGCUUCCUCUGUGAGCACACUCUGACCUUCAGUGACCCCAAGCAGGACUCUGGUUACAUCUGCCUCACCAAGGACCAGAUCAUGAGUCAGAGCCCAGGAAACCUUAUGUACGCGUUCUGCGCGGCAGUGCGAUCGCCAAAGAAAACACUGCAGGAGCAGGUCAGCUAUCUACUAAGCACAUACGGCAUCACAAAACAUGAGUCUCAGGCCAGCAAAGACGGCCGGACAGUGGUCAAGAGACCGGGCAAGCCCAUGAAGGAGAAAUCUGGCUUUGGUCAGAAGUAUGUCGUCGAGGUCAAGGACAGGAAGAUGAAGGUCAAGGAUGUGACCUUGGAGAAGCAGAAGGAAAACCUGAUGGCAGUCGCUGCGGCAAGGAGAGAUACGGGGAAAGAGGGCGAACGCAGGCUAUUAACGCUGGAUGGCCUGGCACAGUUCGUCUGCGACAAGGCCAAACUAGACUGCAAGGUCAUCUGGAGGGCAUUGCUGUCAUGUGGCUAUGACAUUCACUUUGACAGGUUUUCGUGCAUCGACGUGGCGAGCGGUCCGCUGAUCUCCUGUUUUGCAGACAUUCCAAUAGAGGGCGCCAGGCUGCGCUUUGCCAUGCUGCAGACUCUCGGCAGCGUGCUCGAGUCGUUCCUGCUCCCCCUGGUGGACCUUCGCGCCGCCGAGGCUUUCCCGCAGAGCACUGCCGCGUUGCUACGGCGAUGCAGCAGCCUCAUCUUCUACGACAACAAGGUUGCAUUCAUGAACCGCGUACUCAACGCGACGGCGCAGCGAAAGUCGGACCAGGCUGCUCCUGAGAUCACGCUCGACCCUCUAGAGGUCAUCGGUGCGGAGGUCAGCGAGGUGACGGGCACACAGUUUGCGCAGGCUAUGCGACAGCUGGGAUCGGUGCCUUCCAGCCAGCUGUGUGUGAGGCUGGCCAGCGGGGGAGACCCGGUGUACGCGUUCAACGUACGCUACACGGGCGAGGAGGUGCACGGAACCAGCGGUUCGUUCCGGCACUUCCUCAGCCAGGUAACGCGAGAGCUGCACAGCCCGCUGCUGUCGCUGCUGCUGCCGUGCCCCAGCGGCGCGGUCGGACGCAACAAGGGCAUGUACGUGCUGCGGCCCGGAGCGAUGUCGUGCGCAGAGGAGAGGCUACUCGUCUUCUUCGGACAGCUUCUGGGCAUCACGGUGCGCGCCGACAUUCCGCUAGCACUCGACAUGCUGCCGGUGUUCUGGAAGGCCAUACUGUGUUGCCACAUCGACGUGAACGCUGAGCUACCAGAAGUAGACCUUCUCACCGACAAAUACUGCAAGAAACUGCUCUCCCUGGCUACGGAGCAGGACUUCAGUGAGAUGUGUGAGCAGGAGGGUGGGCAGGUGAGGUUCGUGUACAGGACGUUGAGUGGAGAUGAGGUUCAGCUCUGUCCCAACGGACAUAACACCUUGCUGAGUUGGCACAACAGGCAGCAGUUUGUAGAGGCAGUGUUGGGACUUCGUGCGACCGAGCUAACGAGCAGAGAGCGCGUCACUGCGAUACGGGCUGGCAUGGCUUCCAUCAUCCCUCUUCAGCUUCUCACGAUCAUGUCUCCAGCUGACAUGGAGCUAAGGACCUGCGGAAAAUUCUUUGUCAAUCUCUCAUUCCUCAAGACACAUACCAUGUAUCAAGUCGGGCUGACAGAGUCUGACAAACACAUCGAGUACUUCUGGAACGCGCUGGAGCGGUUCUCGCAGGACGAGCUCUGCAAGUUCGUCAAGUUCGCGUGCAACCAGGAGCGCAUCCCGAUGAUGUGUCCCUGUAGAGACGGCAGCCAGGAGACGGCGCACGUGCCGCCGUACCCGAUGAAGAUAGCACCACCUGACGGCAGAGCAGGUUCCGCGGACAGCCGCCACGUGCGCGUGGAGACGUGCAUGUUCAUGGUGAAGCUGCCGCAGUACUCCUGCCAGGAGGUGAUGACAGAACGCCUGCUCGCCGCCAUACACUCCCGCGACGACCCCCUCAGCGGCUGAUGCCGGCGCCCCCUGACGGUGCGGCCUGCAGCGGCUGAUGCCGGCGCCCCCUGACGGUGCGGCCUGCAGCGGCUGAUGUGAAGGCGGGGAUGGCACCACUGCACGGAGGAUUCUCACGUCGUCAAUAGUCAAAAUGUCACUGCACUUGAUUUAGUGAAUUUUAACUGGGACCUGUCGGUGCGCAGGACAGUGGUCUAUGCAGCAGGUGCUUACGUCACAGGAUGCACUCGUGUAAUUAAUUGACCUAUUUACGUGCCGUGAUUGAUUGACAGGCAGCUCUAGCCAAGCACUGUUGUGAUACGACGUUCUAAAUGACAAUGCUUAGCAACAAAAUGCUGCAAAGGCGACAUUUCUAGCGUCAAGUCUAGCUUCACAGAUCUAGCAGCAAUAGGGGCAAGGUUGUCUUGCGCAGACGGAUAUAAUAGGCCAAAUAUUCGUCAAAUGAGAGAUUUAUCCAAGCACGGUUGAAUGCACUAUGCGCGUGUCAAUGUCACGUGAUUGCGCGCGGACGAGUUGGUGGCCAAAGACGUGAAAUUAAAUGGUUUUUUUGCAAGAUUGUUUUAAAUACCCGUCUAGGUUACGUUUCGUUGCAAGUGUCUGUAUGCAAUUCGUUAUAUAUAUAUAUAUAUCAAGAGUCCGUAAUAGAAAAUCUUUUCUAUUAUGGACUCUUGAUAUAUAUACACACACAUAGUGAGUGAUGCACAGUGAUAUUUCAAUCCGACAAACUUGUGUAAAUUGUGAAAUCUGUGUUUAUUUUAACCCGACAAACUUGUGUACAUCUGUGUUGACGACAGCAUUGAAGUUGCGUAAAGAGUUCAUUUUAGCGUCGGGUUCUCUUACACAGAGAUUCAGUCAUUUGUCAUGCGCCAGUCGUAGAUGAUGGGGGGAGGGGGGCGGGUUGUUCUGAGUUGUACUAAUACUCUCUCUCGCACGUUUGAAACCAGAGACUUGAACCGUGAGCCCGUGUAUUGAAUCUCGGC